AUGAGCAAGAUGAAGCGCCAUGCCAGGAAUCGGACGAAUCUGCGGUCGUCGACGAUCUUAAAGAUUGCAUUGUUGAUUGUUAUAUUUAUUCUGGGAGCCGCUUUAAUGUUCACCUCUCUGUCGAACCCACAAGUAUCAGGAAACAAAAAACUUCCAAUAUUGUCAACCAGGCUUGGAGGUCACAAAAAUAGGAUUGCAAUCAUCAUUCCGUUUGUUGGAGAAGGACCAGAAGCUGUUCCUCCAUAUCUAGAAUUGUUUUGUGCUUCAGCGGCUGGUUCAAGUGCUCUUGUAGAUUUUCUGCUGAUUCACAACGGGGUACUUGAUGGAUACCAUGGGGACAAGUGUCCGAAAAAUGUGAUAUUUAUUUCUCUCCAGACGAUGAAUGAUUUCUCAAGAGCGCUGAUCAAGGUUGUCGAUAAAGUGGAUGAAGGUGACAUCAAGUUUGGAAGUAAAGAGAAACUGGCAAAAGCUCUCACCAAGCUAAUUGAUGCGUAUCCAUACAUCAUGGUUGAGUUUAAGCCAGCUUUGGGUCAUAUUUUCUCAGAUUAUCUGAAGGGAUAUACGCACUGGGGGUAUUCCGAUCUAGAUAUUCUGUUUGGUGACCUUCCAAGAUUUAUCACGGAAGAUGAAUUGACAGAGUUUGAUAUCGUUACGUAUUCAUUCGGGGACCAAAGUAGACUGUAUUUGAGAGGCCAAUUUACAUUUCACAAAAAUAACCAAAAGAUCAAUCAGCUAUGGAGAUCUUGCACUUAUCUCACUCAUAUGGACGAGAGAUUCGUUGACAUCAUGUCGGGAAAUCGGCAGCUGCACUUUGAAUCGGCUGAAGGGUGCUAUUCCAACGCAAUCUUGCAACAGCCAGAUAUUAAGGUGAAGUAUGCUGUAAAGGCAUUUACAGAUGUUCGAGAAUCAGACACAAUGUAUACACAUGGACUAUAUGUGAGCACUGGAGGCAGGAAUGACGCCCACACGUUAGUCUUCAAAGCUGGAAGUGCGGAUUCCGAUGGAAAGUCGCUAGCACUGAUAGCGGAUAAAUGGUUUGACAUGCAAACGGACUACAAUGAUAGAAAGAAGCCUAUAGUUUGGGAAUAUGGAGAAAGAGAGCAAGUGGAACAUGUGGAGAAUCCUGAGGCAAAAUGCAUGUACUGGGCGCAACAGAAGUAUCAGUCGAAACUUUGCGUAGAUUCCUUAGAAUCUGAUGAAACCGUUUUCUGGAUCAACGGUGUUUUGUACAAACAGAAACAUGAAAAGAUGCAACUUCCUGGAAACAUCAUCACUGCUCCAUUCUUCCACUUUCAAGAAUGGAAGCGUUACUAUAGGACGACACAGCUCACUGGAUUUCACAGAGGUGGAGCCUUGAAAACAUUUGUCCUUACCAAGGAAGGAGUACUGCCUAUUUUCCCACACGAAUUUUCAAGAAAAGAUCCCCGACUACCUUCCCCGCUGGGAAUACCUCUGUUUAAAUGGAAUGGUGUCAAGAAAGACAAUCGAAAGCAACUUCCUGAUCACAGCUACUGUUUAGAAUCUGGUCCGCGCAAGAAACCUCCUACGCCUCCAGCUCCAAAAUGCCAUAAAAUGACGUCAUGGCGUGAUCAAGAGACCGUCGAGAUUCUUUCGGGUGCUCCAGCAUGGACACAGAUUGAUAUGCAAGCAGAGGUUACAAUGGUCCUGACGCUACAAAUUCAGGCGGAACAGGCUGCCGAUUCAAGCAAUUUAUCGCCUAUCCUGAACCUCCUUGCGAUGUAUCUUAAUCGCUGGCAAGGACAGCCAAGUGUUCUAGUCAUUCAUGUGUCUGCAGCAACUCCAGAAACGAUCUCAAAACUACGAGCCAAGCUCGGACCAGGAUCCGACCUCUCGUACUACGGAAUGGAUACCUGCCUUGUGGGGGCAAUUUUUAGCCGGGAAUCAAAGGUUUUUAGCCGAAAAGCGUUGCUUAAUAUGGCAUUCGAUGCUGCUCCAACGAGAUGGGUCCUGAGUGGAUUUGAAAUCGAACGAGGAAUUGCAAUCUCCCAGGAUACUGCUUUCUUUGCUCACCGCGUGGCUGUGUCACGCGACAUCUCAUCUGGAUCUGUGUUUAUAUUGCCCCAAUUUGGUGUGGUGAAUGAGGAAAAUGAUUUCACUAUUCCGUCUUUGUUCAAAACAAACAAAGGUGGCAACUUAGUAGAAACACUUGCGCAAAUCGAUCGCGAAAUAUGCAACGAUGGAGAAGACAAUAAGGAUGGCAAGGAUCACGCGUUUAUGGAGGUCCAUGAUCUAUGGAUGAGGUCGACGCAACGGCUUGUCGCAGGCGCAACGUCAUCAGAUGAAAAGUCGAUUGAAGACGAGGCCCUGAUGCUUGACGAGAUACAGCUGAAGAUGAUUAGCCUUUUGGCUGAAAAGAAUCAUUACGAUCUGUUUGCAUUUGAUGUGUCGCCUAUUCUUUUGAUCGACAAUCUUGGUCCCCGUACUGGGAUACUGACAUCUGAUUUUGUAAGAGAGGUAGAAGAGUUUGGAGGAAAGCUCUGCUACAAUGGUUUGCGGCUGUCACAACUUGCCACGUACGGUUACAGCAUCAAUGUUCUCGCUGGUGCAUUCGGAUUGUCAACGCCUACAACUAGGAGCUAUGCAGCUUCUGGAAUCCCAAAAAAGAGUUCUCUCGGCACAUCUCGGUGUGAUGGCUGCUUCUUUUUUGAUGAAGAGCACGAAGAGAUCCUGGAGUCCAUUUCAAAGGACGAACGAGCAAGACCGGCGAAAGCUGCCUUGCUGUGGUUACAUGAAGAAGAUGGGGCAAAGCUUCAUGGUCACACAUAG
Molecule: messenger RNA, 2787 nt
Organism: Cylindrotheca closterium
Lineage: Eukaryota; Bacillariophyta; Bacillariophyceae; Bacillariales; Bacillariaceae
Source: the annotation of a GenBank genome assembly